Messenger RNA from Megalops cyprinoides (Indo-Pacific tarpon), 3765 nucleotides. Its product is annotated as M-phase phosphoprotein 9-like. The coding region runs from base 114 to 3722 and encodes 1202 amino acids. Lineage: Eukaryota; Metazoa; Chordata; Actinopteri; Elopiformes; Megalopidae. The record is from RefSeq and is a predicted model, not a curated record. Gene Ontology annotation, cellular component: centriole. The transcript has 24 exons.
UGGGUUCAGGGUGCAGAAAUAGGUGUCUCGCGGGCUUACUGCAUAAAUACAAAUAUGGGACAAGUACAAGUUUGUAGACACCAAAUGCGUUUAUUCAACAAGGCCAGCUAAGGAUGUCCACAGAUGACAGCAUCUCUGAGGACAUUUCCAGUUCUGUGGCCCUGAGCCAGGACCAUGCCGAGGCCAACGGUGGAAAGGAGAGCGAGGGCUCCGUCGUCUCAUCCGAGGACACGGCGUCUGCGCUGGCGGGCCCUGAGAAGGAGCGCACUUCUGUCGAGCCGGUGCAGACUCUGCAGGGAAUCCUCCAGGUUGCCACGGGGGCUGUGAAGGCCCUAGGCCCCCACACACCAGCGUCCAACAGUCCCCAUAAGAACAGGAAUCUGUGUCUCAGUGCAGAGGAGUUCAGCUCAGGGAGAAGCCUGCCCUCCAUCAACCCCAGUUCCCUGGAGACCCUCACAGCGCUUGUGCGGGAGAUCCAGAGCAGCGGGAAGACGGACCCAGAGAUCUGGAGAGAUUGCGAGGGCAGAUGGUUACAGCUGUUUCAGUUGGUAGAGAAGCAAUACCAGGAGCAGAUCCUCGCUCAGCACGAACAGUACCAGUGCCAAAUUCAGCUCAUACAGGAUGAGAUCAAGGCGUUAGUGCAGCUGCAGAACCGACAGGGUGUCACUCAACCCACGGACGGGUCGCCGGUCUCCGCCCCUGCUGGGUCGCUGCUCACAAACCUCCUGAACGGCAGCCACUCAGGGCCCUCCAUACCCUGCCCCCAGAGUGCGACGUCGCCAAGGCCCACCCAGACAGGCAAGCCGCGGGAAGGCCAGGAGGAGGGUGCCGUGACCUUGCUGAGCAGCGGCUACGGGACCCUCUCCACCUGGGCGCCCAGUCCGCGCUGGGACGAGGGGCCCGCGGGCACAGACGAGGCCAGCAGGGGGAAGGGGGAGGGGCAGGAUCCCCCUCCCCAUCACUCACCUCACAACCUGUCAGCCUCUCUCACGCCAGACUCUGGCGUGAUUGGCCAGGAAUCCCAAGAGGGUGGGCCCAAUGGGACGCCUCCAGACACCCCACCAGCCAAUCCCAGCCCCUCUGCUGAUCAGCAGAAAGUCACCAGCCAGCAGCUGACCUCUUGGGUACAGAAGCGCAGGGUGCAGAGCAGCAGACCAGCGCAGGCCUCAAAGACAGAGGCGAAGGGGAGGGAGGAGAGGAGCCGUGUGAGGAGUCCUGCAGCCCAGGGAGACUGUCAGGACGACUAUCGAUCUGCUGCGCCGGCCUCCCGUUCCUUCUACUUGACGCGAAGUGACAGCUUGGUGUCUGAUGCCUCAGGCCUCACCUACUGGAGGCUGGACGAGAAUGAGCUGUACCGCCCUCUGCCGGACAGCUUCGACAGCGGGGCCUACCUCCUCCUGCAGGACAUGUGUGCAAACCAGGCCUCUCAGGAGGAGCCCAAGCUGCCAGUCUCCCUCAAGGAGAUCUACCAAAGCAAGCAGAGGGGGGACCGCCAACACCAGGACUGGGACUCCUCUCUCAACUCCAAUGCCUCAACUCCACAGGUGUUGACCCUGGACCCUUCGGUGCACAUGAAGCAGUCGGACCGGACGUCAGGCUUCACCUCCCCCUCCCUCUUCAGCAGCCCGUCCUCGCCCCACCAGCCGCAGGGCUGCCCCCCAGGGGGCGCCGCCCUAAGCCCAGACUCCAUGGCUGAGGGGGCCCCCGACCACAGCCAUAUGGACACUGACUGCACCUCCAACAGCCUCUCCACAGCCGGGACGCCCACCCAGCAGUACUCGGCUGGUACCGCUGCCGCCCCCUCCACCUCUCACACGCUCCGCAGAGGCGCCAACAGCGAGGAGGGGGCCAGCCGUGCCACACUCACACCACUGCCCAUUCCCAUACUUAGGGUGGACCCCCAAGCCUCCAUCUGCAGCCCGGAGAGGAAGGCUCCCCUCCCCUCCAUAGAUGACCCAGUGAUGCUGUCUCUAGUGAGGCAGAACCUGAGGGAGAAACACUCUCGGCACAUUGCAGACCUCAGAGCAUACUACGAGUCUGAGAUUAACGUCCUGAAGGAAAAGCUGGCCCUGGUGAACCAGCCCUUGGAUGCUGACUUGGAGCAAAGCAACCAGAGCCUUGUGGAGAGGUGUGAACACCUGGAGAGAGCUCUGACUGAAGCCAGCACCCGCAUUCGAGAGCUUGAAAACAAGAACCUCCUCCUGGAGAGGCAACUGGCGGAGUGGCCCGAUCGCUACGAGGCGGCCAGCGCCGCGGUGCAGGCCCUGCAGCAGCGGCUGGAGGAGGGCAAGCAGAUCGGCAGGGAGAAGGAAGCCGCGGCCGACCGGCUCCGGGCCCGGCUUCGCCAGCUGGAGGAGGCCCUCCAGGGCGCCACCAAGGACGCGGACAGCAGGGAUGCCCAGAUAAAAAAUGAGCACAAGAUGCUGCAGGACCUUCUUGCCGAGUAUGACUCGCUAAGAAAGGAUCAUGAACAAGUGAAGGACAGUUUGGUUUCCACUGAGAAUAAGCUCUUUGAUGCCACUGCACAGAUAUCCGAACUGAAGAGGGUGAUCUCCAAGCUGGAGUCCCAGAUCAAACAGCUGGAGCAUGAGAACCUGGUGAAGACCCGCCAUGUCUCUCAGAGCCAUUCUCAGCCUUCUGGAGCCGGUCUCUACCACCACCCAGACAUGCUCCUCUCUCCUAGUAAGAGUCUGGGUGAUUUGGACAGCAGCCGUAGGGCGUGGCCAGGCUCUGAAGUUGACCGCUCGGCCCAUUCUAGGCAGCAUCCUGAUAGGCCAGUUUCCCACACUAGCAGGUGCUACUCUCCCCCGGAGAGAGAGCAGCCUCAGGAGAAGAGUUCAGCCAGGGAUCUGGCCCGAAGGGACGCCCCGCUCACCCCGCUGAUGAAGGCGCUGGUCCACAUGGACGAAACCAAAGGCACUGAGGGCCGUGCCCUCCACAAAGCAGGCAUCGCCUCCUCCAGGUUAGGAAGCCGCAGGCCCACGGUGAGCUUUGUGGAGAGCUGUGUCAGGACUCCAGGCUUCCUGCGGGCACAGAGGAGCACCUCUCCAGAGGGUCACAGGUCCUCCUCCUUACCCCCCUUCACCCGGAAGACUGUCCCGUGCUCCACACCCACCAAGAGAGACACCCUGAUCACACCGCUCUCAGCCAAGUCCAGCCCCAAACGCUGUCCCACAGAGAACUACUCCACCAUGUUUGGAGACUCUCCUACCUGCCAGCUGCACAAUCACCCCCAGUUUGAUGGGGGCUCUGAUCAGAGAGUUCUGUUCUCAUCUUCACCCUCUCACAGUUCAAGCCCCAGGAAGAGGCUGCAGUUUAUGUCAUCAGAAGGAUUAGAAGCCCAUCCCCGGCCCAGCAACGGCACUCCUGGGCUUCCCGAGCCGGCGGAGCGAGUCACGAGGUCGGCCUGGGAGGAGCAGGAGGCAGAGGGGCCCGAGCCGGAGCGGCCUGACUCCCCAAGCAGCGAUGUGCCCCUCCCCUACCACGCGCAGGUGCAGUCCCUGGCCGACACGGAGCGGCUCUUCGACGAGCUCACGCAGGAGAAGCAGCAGAUUGAGGCUGCACUGAGCCGGAUCCCCAGCGCUGGGGGCAGAGUCACCUUGCAGGCCAGGUUAGAUGAGGUGGCCUUAGAAAAGCGACUGGAUAAAGUCAAUCGUGACUUGGGUUCAAUCCGUAUGACACUGAAGAGAUUCCAUGUACUGCGGACCUCCGCCAACACAUAGCAAUCUUCUUGAGUUGGUUAGGUUUAGAAAAUGCAAUUUUGUG